Molecule: messenger RNA, 8782 nt
Organism: Vitrella brassicaformis
Lineage: Eukaryota; Vitrellaceae
Source: the annotation of a GenBank genome assembly
CGGACACUUCUAACGAAAUCCCCAUCCUCCUCUUCGCUGGCUAAUGCAUCCAGAGGGUGUUGAUCCUUGCUUGUUGCAAGAGCUCCUUGGCCCUCAGUGAGUGAACUCGGUUACCGUCAGCCUCCUACCGGCACGUACAUCGUUGAGGAUCAAGGCCAGCGAGCUAUGUCUGUCAGGUGGGUGAAGAGGGCACCUGGGGAGGGCACACACGCACACAGACAAUCAUACCACCACACCACUGCACAGCACACACUGUACACUUACGCCCGACGCCCUCUGAGGCCCGAUCGCUGAUCUGUGGCUGAUUGUGUGCUGUUUGGCUUGCGCCGCUGUGGUGUGUUCCUUGGCUGCAGCCCCCUGCUCCCCGCCUCUCGGUUCGCCGAGUCUGACGGCACCCCGCAGCACUCGACGACCGUCCACCAUCGGCACCCGAGGUCUGCCAGCGAGCGGGAGAACCUCUCACGGCCGCUCAGCUGGGUGCGCAUGUUCGAGCGGAGCCGGAGCGCCGUAUGGCGUGACGACGACUCGCAGAGCCACUCGACCAGCAGUAGCGGCCACGGCCAUGGCAAGCCCGACAUCGAGAGCCCCUCCCACCCCUCCCCUCCCCACUCCCACAGCCACCACCACCUCCUGCCAUUCGCCAGGGCGGGCAGCUCGCUGCGGCAGUCCAUGGCAACCAUCACCCUCUCGCGCGCACUCUUCCUCUGGGUCAUGUCACUCUGUAUAGCAUUAUCCAUCUACCUCGCCACCCCAGCCCUCUACUACCUCUACUUCAAGGCACGGUGUAACUGCCCACAGGCCGGCGACGGCGUGGGGCCAGGCGGCACCACCCUGGCGGCCUUCGAGGUGGCCCCACCGGACAGUUCUUCCCUCUCAGAUCGGCGGUUCUCGAACCAUCCCCUGAUGGACUCUAUGUGUUGCGAGCUGACGAAGCUCUCCGAGGACACGUACUUCAAUCAGGAGGACGACACGGUGGUCAACGACACGUCUACGGCGUCGAGCAGCAACACCAACCAGACCGGCUUCUUCCGGCGCAUGUGCUCACCAUGCGUCAAGAAUGAGACCCAAGCCGAGCUCACUCGGCUGGACGCCUCGCGGCUGCCAGACGAGUACGUGUUGGUGCUCGAUGACGACUUUUCGGACGGCCUUGACCGGUCUCGGUGGGACUUUCGGCUGGACACCAAGGUGCCCACGUGCCACAGCGACGCCGACUGCGUGUCCACGGAGGAGGGCGAGCUCAAGAUUCGCAUGCUGGACCAGAGGAAGCUGACCGAGAUCAAGAAGGAGAGGAGGCGGAGAAGGCUCCAGAUGAUAGAGGACGGCCUCGAGGAGAACGGGCAGGGGAGUGGGGGGUGGGGGUCGGAUGGUGGUGCGGCAGGGGCGGUAGGCAACGCGACAGCUGCUGAUGGUGGUGGCACGCCCCGGUGCGAUUUCGCGGGGGGCGGCAUCGUAUCUCGGCGGCCGUUCGAGUAUGGUUACUUCGAGAUGAAGGCCAAGAUGUGGCACCAGCUGGGCUGGCACCAGGCAUUCUGGCUCACUUCAUCGAAGGACCUCAGGACGUAAGACACUCACACACGCAGGAUGCGAUCGAUGCCUGUGUGUAGAGAGAUGUGACGGGAUGACGGAAAUGUAUGUUUGAUUGUGUGUGUGUGUGUGUGUGCAGCCCGGCUCCUGGUCCGCGUCAGGAGAUCGAUAUCCUGGAGACCAGAUCAGGGCACAAAAGCAUGACUUGGAACGUCCACAGGUCCGCUACGCUACACACCCACACAGAGACAGCGGAAGAAAGGAUCCAUCCAUCAGCUUAGCUAGCUUGUGUGUGGUGACCGCAGGUGGGCGCCUAAGCCCCACGAGAAGCUGGCCGGCAAGUACAUCCAUCCUGUGCCCGACCUGAGUGAAGACUACCAUACGUGGGGCUUCCUAUGGACACCCACUGAGGUACCUACACAGACAGCCACACACCACACCACAGACUCUCAGAUAAGAUGCGCUCAACCGUCCGUCCACCUCUCGUGUGGGUCGUGUCGUGUGUGUCAUUCAUGUGGUCAGAUGGUGUGGUACUUUGACUCGUACGAGACGGGUCGGAUCUCGCUGAGCUCUCUGGACAUCCAGCUGCGCGACUGGACGCCUCACCACGUGUGGGUGACGGCCAUCUGCCUGGGCACCACGUACAAGCAGAUCAAGACCAAGCAGCUCCCGGGCGUCAUGCACGUCAAGUACGUCAAGGUCUUCCAGACCAAAGACGACAUCCAGAGGCAACGAAUCACCGAGAUCGAAAGGAGGACGGGAUCGGGCUUCGGUGUCCCGCCCGCACUGCCGCCCAGGCCACACAUCAAGCAGCAGCAGCAGCAGCAACAGCAGCAGCAGGUGCAGCAGCCAGCGGGUGACGAGACGGUUCGGGAUUCUGUAGACGUGCUGUCGGUGGUCGAGGAGAAGCGGGGCUCGGGCGUGUCGAUCAUGGCACAGCUCCAGCACCAGGAGUCACAACAAGAAGACCGGCCCGAUGGCGUCGACCAAGACCCGCCCCCUCAACCCGAGAGCGACCUCUGGAGUGCCGACGACACCGUCACUGUGGCCCCUCCCCUUUCGCCCCUCUCGCCCCUCUCUCCCCUCUCCCCCCUCACUGGUGAAGAUGACCAAGUCUUUCCCCCUUUCCCCCCGCUGGCGUCUUCAUCCCGCCCCCUCUCCCCCCAGCUGAGCGACUCAGAAGUAUUUCGGCCGCUGAACCAUCGGCCAAACACGCUCAUCGAGCGCUCACAAACACGGCAGCAGAACCAGCACCAGCAGGAGCAGCUUCCAGAAGAUGUCGAAUGGAGGGACACACAGCAGCAGCAGCAGCAGCCCGUCAGGCCUGAUGGCGGGGGUGAGGUGUUCGGCCGCAUGAGGGAGCGGGUGGAGCGGUGACAGUGGCGGAGAGAGGGGGCUGGGUCAGAGAGAGAAAGUGGGAGAGGGAGAGAGGGAUGAUGAUGGAUGGACGAGGUAGGGACAGAUUUGUUGUGCAAUUGGUUGACGAGACAGAACGAGUGAAGAUGGAUGGAUGGAUGGAAUGACGAAGGUCGGUGGGUGGGCGGGUGGAUGGAUGACGCAGCUGACGGGUGGGUGCGGUGACAAGAGGGUUUUGUGUCUCUUUUGCCCUCUUGCGGUGCGGUCGGUGCGUAUCUGUCUAUCUGUCUGUUAUCUACCCACCUCUGUAGCACACUAGAUGGAUGGAUGGAUGGACGGCUAGGGAGGGGCCAGAGACGCACUCGUCGGGGCGGUGCGGCCCGGAAGGCGCAGCGACGUUCGAGCAUGGCCUUGAUGAUGACGAUGCAUUCAUUGCAUGGUGGAUUCAUUCACUUUAUGCAUGCCAUGCGUGUGUGGACUCAUUUCUGUCUGUUCCGUGAUGAUGGAUGGAGUCAGGCGGUCUAUACGUGUGUGCGUGAGAUAUGACACCUACCUAACGAUCCAGUGGGGGAACUGGUUUGUGUGAAAAGAGGAAGGGAGGGACAGAUGGGCAGAAUGGAGAGAGAGAGAGAGAGAGAGAGAGGGAUGGAGAUGAGACGAGACGAGACGUACACACGUACAGAUGCGUGUUCGCGGGCCGGGCUGGGCCCACAUCUGAGUGGAUGAGUGAGUGCAUUGGAUUGGAUGGAUGGGGUGAUUAUUGAAUGAUCAUCGUGAUGUUCCGAUAUGAUAUCAUGAUAGCAUGAAUGGAUGACUAUAUUAUCCGGCGGGACGGACGUUUUUGGUUUUUCUGUUGGCUGCAUGGCAUGGCAUAUGGCAUGGCAUGGCAUAUGGCAUGGCAUGGCAUGGCAUCAUCCACCACACUCAUCCAUCCAUCCAUCCACACACACAGACACACACGCACGCAUAUACAUACGUGUGAUAACGGUACUACGAUACGGUAUGGGCUGAAUGGUAACUACCUACCGGGCUCGUUGGUUGAUGGACCAACCAAUGAUGACACACAGACAGACAGACAGACAGACCGACUGGCUACCACUGUUCUAGGUCUGUUUGUGGCUGUUAUGCUGUUUGGGCGUGUGCUGUGGUGCGUGUGUGUCUGUGUGUGUGUGUUGGGGGGCGGGGGGGAAGGUUGGCCGGCUGCACGAAAGACAGACAGGUCGGGCGGGGCGGGCUGCGAGGGGCGGGGGCGGGUGUAUAAUAAUGUAGAGCGCAUAUUGGCUGCUGCUGCUGCUGCUGCGGCUACACACUCCUAAUUGAUCGACCUCUAUCUAUAUUAUAUCUGUCUCUCGCUUCUUCGCUCUAUAUUAUCUAUCUGCCUAUGCCGUCCUUCUCUGUCUGCCCAUCUCGCGCCUCUCUCGUCUGUCUGUCCGUCUCAAUGAAUGGGCCGCUGAUAGAAAUGCUAUGCUGAGCAUAGCACGUACACACGCAGUCUCUAGAGAUAGCCCCCAGACAAACAAAGAAACAAAGGCGGUGGACCAACGGCAUGGCGGGCAGCUGUGUGGUUGCCAUCCAUCCAAACCAUACGCACCGCACCCUCACUCACCUCUCUCUCUCCCUACCUAAUGGCGUGCAUGAGUGCUGUACAGACCUAACGAAUGAAUGCGCGGGUCGGCCAAGCGUGUGAUGGGUUGAUGGGUGGAUGGAUGGACGAUGUGUGUUGCGCCGCCACCCGAGCCAUUUCUUUCCGCCUCUCUGCCUGCCUGCCUGCCUGCCCGCCUGCCUAUAUGUUAUGUUGUAGUUUUUUCCUUUUUCGUGAUCUCGUCCUGCAUGCUUGGAUGGAUGGAUGCGUGAAUGCGCACACACAUUGUGAAUGUCAGCGAGCCCACUGCCACACACACAGAGCAGCCUUUUUGACCGACCGGCCGGCCACGGAAGGGGCAGUGAGUGCGCUUGCAGGGUGCUGCGUGCUGACGUGUUGUGUUGUGUUGUGUCCUACUGCCUUCUUUUCUUGUGUGUGUACAGCCUUCAGAGUGUGUGUGUGCGCAUCCGGUUUUAUAGGGGUGUCUGUCUGUGUAGUGUCUGAGUGUUGUGAUUACGUAGCCGUUCAGCUCAGGGGGGCGAGAGGCGUCCGACGGAUACAUAUAGAGCGCGCCCCCUGCCCACUUAACACAGACAGCACACAAGCAGACAGACAGACAGACAGUCGUAAUGCCAUCCACACAUGCACACAUGGAUCCGCUUUUUGGCUCCUCCCUGCGUUGCCUUGCGUUGCGAUGUGGUGUGUGGUGUGUUGUGUUGUGCUGUGAGUGGUGACCAUUUAUCGAUGGAUGACGCCGUGCACCGACUUGCCCCCACACACACUGCCUGCCUGCCUGCCUGCCUGCCGAUGUUGCCUGUCUGCGCACAUACAACACCAUCCAAUCUCCGUGUGUAUCAACGGGUGCCUACGUUUUUGCCAUCAAUCCAACAGCCAGCCAGCCAGCCGUUCAGCCACAUGCACCAUAUAUGGGUGUGCAUAUAUAGUGUACUGUGUCAGUCGGGGGGCGGGUGAAUGGCUUAAGUGGGGGUGCAGGGGGUGGGGCGGGCCACUCACACACCACACGACACGCACGCGCACACACGGGCGAAUGGAUGGAUGGAUGGAUGGAUCGACGCAUCGACGGACCGACCGGCUGACCGAUUUACAAGUUUUUGGGGUCCAUCGAUCGUUUUUUCUGGCUGUGUUGUGUGUAAUCCAUCAAUGGACGGUACGGUAUGCACUGCUAAGGCCAGGACAACACGAUGCGCCAGGACUCGGUGGGUGGGCGGGCGGCUGGUUGACGCGCUCUCGGUAUGUAAAGUUUUGUGGACCCUCUUGCUGGCUGCUACAUACCGUCCGUAUGAGGACAGGUCGUUUACCUCUCCUCUCUCUCGCCCAUGGUUUGUGUUUCCUCUGGUCGGUCCUGCUUUGGCUCUUUCUCAUUCUCGUCUACUCUACGGAUGGAUGUGUUUUAUGGAUGGAGGGAGGGAUGGUUCUAUCCUAUCUACCUUGCGUCCGCUGUCUUGUGUGGUGCCGUGAUGUCUUGUGGUGUGUGUCGGUGUCAUCGGCUGCAUGUGUCUGAAGCCGUGCAGAGGGAGAGGUCGUCUUGCCGUCACGCGACAGCCCGUGUGACGCGCCAAGAUCACACCUCGUUCAGCAAGGCAUCGGCAGGCAGCCGUGACCGCCUAUCUAUCGCACUGUGGUGUAUGUGGAUCAUUCGGCGUGCCAUCUCCCUUGGGCAGCCAGAUGAGUGACGACGCAUCGUAUACACUCGCCAGCCAAAGGGAAGGGAGACAGACGAGGAGUGAGUGGUGUGCCGGCUGCUGUGCGUGCCUACGGUCUUUCCUGUCUGUCUGUCAACAUGGGCCUGAGAUGGAUGGAUGGGGUGACAUGCGCCGACCGACGUGCAGCGGCCUUUCUGUCAUGCCUCCCUACCCUACGAGCGUGUGGCUUGCCCAGCAGCUCACCCCGUUUACAGCCUCCCUCCUCUAUCUGCAUACUCUCUCUUUAUUUCUUUCUUCCACAUCUGUCUGUCUGUAUUUGUGUUUGCUCAAGGGGCCUUCCUUCCUUGACUGAGCGGGGGCGCGCGCAGGCAUGCGUGGAUGAUGCGCCGGUUAGUCAGUCGCCUGACACGCACUGUAUCUGGUGUGUCUCCCCUCCCUACGUCCGACCGAUGUACGUGCAGCUGCUGUGACGUCAUGUCAUGUGUGCCUGGUUUUUCCUGCCUGCCUGCCUGCCUAGUCGUGUGUAGCGGCCGGCGUUGUAAUGACAGAUGCGGAAGCGGGCGAGUCGGCCGGGCACACUCUUUCUGAACACACUCAAUGCAUAUAUGGAUGGACGGCACACGGACACACGGACACGCGGAUACGGGGCCUCUAAUUUUGCCACAUGAACACAUGGGCGCUGUGUGUGAAUGUAUGUAUUUCUGUCUGUAGGUAGGUAUGUGAGAUGGACCGACCGAUCGGCAUUGUUUGUUUCUUGCCAACCCUCCCCUGCCAUCCCCUGCGGGCUCGCGGGGCUAUGCUAUGUAUCCACGUCCAUGGGUGUGUGUGUGUGUAUGGUAUCCAUUGCAAUGUGUGUAUGUUAUGUGCACGUGCGCAUCCUCGUUUCGUUGGUCGGUGCGUACGGUUGCUUGCGUCAGUCAUCCUAUCCUCUUCUUGUCGUCUCGUGUGUCUUCUUCGCUCAUCCUCGGUCGCGCUCUCAUGUGUGGUUCGUUUGCUCAUGUUUGCUCGAACUUUUUCUAACUGUGUUGUGUAUCCGGCGCAGAGAGGUCUCUCUUGUCUCCUUCCUCCUGAGAAAGACCAAACCGCCCGCCCGGGGGGUGGACAGUGGGUGGGUGGAUGGAUCCGUGCUAAUGCAAUGCACGCAGGCAUGCGCGCGCCAUUUUGGUCUGGGCUGGGCGGCUUCUGUGGUCGUGCGGUGCGGUGGGCUGGCUGCAGACACAGAUGGACGCACACAGACACACCAAUGACAUCAACGGAUGGUCAUAGAUACAGGCAGCCAGGCGGCAGAGACAGGCAGGCAGGCAGACAGACAGGUUGUGUGCGCACUGGACGGCGUGGCGUUUUGGGGCGGGCGGCAUUUUGUCGACGGGUGGGUGGGGUGGGUGCAUCCAUUCACCAGGCCGGCCACCGGCCCUAUGUGUUUUACCUACCUACCUACCUACCUGCAUUCAGUGAAAAUCUCGAUUGGUGGAUGGCUGAAUACACAGUAAAGAGUGUUGUCCUUUACGCGUUCAGACGUGCGGCCUGCCUUCCUGCCUGCCUGGUGUACAUGAAUCAAAGAAAUGCAUGGCGGGGAGGGGGGAGGGGAGGGGGCGUUUGUGUCGUGUUGUGUGUGUCUCUGCGUGGUUCGUGUUUUCUUCUAGACACCUACCUGAAUCACCUCACAAGCAGGUAGUGGUAGCUAACGCUCUUCCGGAUGCUCUAUGCUCUAACCACACACGGCUCUUUUGUCCUCGACUGACCGACUUGGUCGCUCUCAUCUCAUCCACCCAUCGCCACACUCUCUCUCACUCACGCACGCACAGCUCAGCUGUCUUUCACUCACUCACUCAUCCAAUCGUGACUGUGUAUGUUAUGUAUCGGCGUCGGUCUAGGUCUGGUCCAUCCAUCCAUCCAUCCCACUCACGGACGGCUACGGUGCCCUCUCACCCACCCCAGCCCGCCCUUUUGUUUUCUUCUCUUCCUUUUCUCUCGCGCAGACAAAGAGUCUGUCUGUUUAGAGCACACAAGCGGGAUCAUUCGUGCCGUUCUCGCCUGCCUGCCCACAGACGCUGGCCUCCCUCUUUCCCCCUCCCCGAGGCGUGUGGGCAGGCCGGUGUGGGAUCGGCCGAGUGGCUCCGGCUAUGUCUGUGUGGCAGGCGCCUCUUUUCUUGUGUGGGCGGGGCGGAGGGAGGCGGGAUGGGACACAUUUGGUCGGUCUGGCUGUCAUGUGCUGAGGGUCGUUGGCUUGUUAGUGCAUCUAGUGUGUCUUCCCUGGCUGUCUGUCUGUCUGUCUGGGUGGAGUGAGAGUCGCCGCCUGUCUGCCUGCCUGCCUGCCUGCGAAUUGAGUGAGUGGAGUGCGUGCGUGGUGCCCGUGAUGAUGGUGGCGACGCGACGCGAUGCGAUGCGAGAGUGUGACUGUGUGGAGCUGAGAGAGAGGACACAGGAUGUCAUAAAUUCUGUCCGUGGUACAUAGAUAGCUUGAUAGAUAGGUACAUACAUGCGGAUGGAUGGAUGGCUUAUUCGUACAGCUAUAUACAUACGUUGUCUGUCUUGUCUGUCUUGUCUUCUUGUCUUCUUGUCUUCUCGUCUCGUUCUUUCUUUCUUGUCUUGCUGCUCGCCUUGCAUGGCAACCUACCUACCUACCUACCUUGAUUGAUGGAUGGGCUGAUGGACU